GCCGAGAAGAACAAAAAUCAGCAAACACUUAGUGUUCAGCACUGACCCAGAAUCUGUUAAAGAUGAGUUCGCAUUUGACAACCCCGGCUUUAAACAAGAGGAAAAGGGUUGGCAACACGACGCACCAACCCUGCCUAUGGGGGGCAAGACCCACGCUUUACAAGCCGAGUUUAUAAAGCCUGAGCAGAGUAAAGACGACUCUUUCAUACAGCGAGCUCGUGUUAGAAGAGUUAAGCUGUGGGCAAGAGAUUUCACAGGCCUUGGGUUGACGUGCGGGGGAGGAGCCAAGGAUGGAGUCAGCAUCCAGUCGGUGCUGAGGAAUGGACCAGCAGCUGCUUCCAAACUACAACCUGGAGACAAAAUCAAGAGUAUCAAGAUAGAGUUCACCGGCACUCCAUUAGAAGAUGCAGUAGCUAUUCUCUCGUUGGCGUCUCCGUACCCAGUGGAACUUGAGGUCGUUGACGGUGGUAGGAUCAGCGGCGAGGGGUGGGGCGUGAACCAUCCAUUAAUGAAGAAAUCAGGAUCUACUAGCGAUGUUAAUACGCUGGAAAAAGAAGGCAAACUGCUACAUCCACCGAAGCCUACAGAAAACCACUCAAACAACUCAACCCUAGAAACAAAGCAUAGCAAAGGUGGGAUUAAAAAAAUACUAACUGAAAAAAUCAUUACUACAACCACCCUUGAAAGGAAUAAAAAAGACAAAAAAGAUCCCACAACUACGUUGGAAAGAGAAAACGAGAAAAAUUUAAAACUAGCAAACAAAACAAGACAUUCUGAUGUACCAUUGCAAAAUAAACCAGAAAGAAAUGAAAGGAACAAAAAUCGGCAUUCUGCAGAAAGUGACGUACAAAUAAUUCUACCAGAAAAUGGUAUCGCGUAUAAUAUAGAGCAGGCUGAAGUGCAAAAGAGAGAAAGUGAUCCUAAGAAAGCAAUGAAAUUUGGAAUUCGAGUUCUUCCUCCGAACGUACCUGAUGAUGGCGUUCUGAAACAGAAAACGGUUGAGAAUGGUGCUGUUAUUCUUGAGAAGAAAGCAAUAGAUGAACCUGAUAAACCUGAACCGCCACGGCCGGCACCAACAUCACAUUUCAAACUUGAAAACGAGGUUGAACUGAAAAAACCAGUUGUUGCUAAACGCAGAGAAAAAAUGGCACCCCCAAUACCAAAUGCAAGAGUGAAGUCAAACGAAUCUGACUCAAAUAUAAGCCAAGACUCGACUAAGAUUACUGACAUAUCUCAGUCUUCUUCUUUUUCUAGAAGUGAUAUGAACUCUAGUGGAAUUAAAAGAGACGAAAAUGGCAUUCCUCAAGAAUUACCUCAGCAUAUGUUUGACGCUGCCAAAGCUGCAAGAAGCAAUAGAAAGAGUUCCUCGGAACUACUUCCAGAUAAAGAGCAAAAGGCAGAAGAAGCACCAAAACCAUCCAAAAAAUCUAAAGGGAAAGCGCCUGCUCCUCCUGAAGCAGAAAGAAAUCGAAGUGAUGAUAGUAUAUUAGAGCAAAUGAAGAAUGUUGAUGAUUUUCUGAAAAAUGAAAAACAUCAUUCAAGUCUUCUUUUCGAUACGUCAGUAACAUCUAACAGAUCAAUGACGUCAUACCUCGACUAUAAUACCUCGACACCAAAAGUCAAUAAAAUUAAGUCACGCAUGGAAGAAUCAAUUAACUUCAGUCAAGAGGACAUUGAUGACAUCGUAUCUAAGCCCUUUAAAAGAGAAAGUGACUCUUUGAAUAAUUUCUUUGCAGAUUCAAAGUCGAAUCUAUCUUCAAAUCAAGAUGGACAUUCUGUGGUGUCAUUGAAUAAUAGCGACAAAAGUGAGAAAGGAUCAACUACUAUUGAACUUAAUAACAGUGAUAUAACAAUACAUAGUUCACCUCUUAAUGAAACAACUAGUUCGGGCUCAGAGGAAACUUGCACUCUGGAUGAAAGUGAACGAAAAGCAGCAUCUUUAGGAGAUCUUUCUAGAUUUGAACUAAGAUCUAAAACAGUAAAUCCAUCUACGGGUACACUAGAGAGAGCACAGAGCCUAGAUAUUUCUGCCGAUGACGCAGACAUACAAGAAAGCACAUUAUCUCCUAAGAAAAGAAAAGCAAUGUCUGUUGUUGAAACAACGUUCUAUGACUCUACCACAGAGACUGACACAUUACCUGAAAUAGACCCAGAUAAAGGGAUUGUGAUGAAACCAAAGGAGCCACGAUUAAGUCUCAACAUAGCGAAGACUUCCGCGAUUGAAGGAUUGAAUACAUUCCAAAGAAAUCGGCUUAAGAAAGCAUCGGAGUUUGGAAAUUUAGAAGACGCUAUUGUUAAAGGCUCUUCAAGUUCAAUAGAGUCUGACCAUCACGGUUCUCAAGAAAUACAUGUAAGACAAUCUCAAAUUAACUCAAAAGAAAUAACACAAGAAAGUGAGCAUGAAACGUCGGAUCAUUUAGCAAGAAGAAUAAUGGAUGAAAAUAUGAAGGUACAUUUAAAACUUGUGUCUGAAUUUGCAAAGUCAACAUCGGAUGGAAGUGGUAGGAGUUCAUUAGACAGUACACAAGAACAAAAUAGUACUACUGAAAGUAAUAUAAUAUCGCCUGUAAAAUACGACGAAAAAAUAACAAUGGGAUAUGAUACUAACAUUCCUGAUGAUAUGAAAAUGUCUCGAAACACCUACGUUAAUAGCUUAGAACGGCCAAAAUCGGAAAUGAUGAAAAAACUUCUUGCUAAAAAUCCUAUAUUUAAUGUCCACAUUGAUCAAAAUACUCAAAGACAGGAAGGAAGCAGCAAAGAAGCGUCGGCACCGAUGACCGAUUCAUUAAAAUCAUCAAUGCAUCAACCAGAUAUAGUCAACUUUGAUUUGAAAGCAUCUGAGGUGAAGACAAGAGAUUAUGACGAUUACAUCAGUAAUAUCAGAGUAGGUUCUAAUAAUAACAGCCUAAAAAUAAAUAAACGAUCUCAUGAAAUAGGCGCUGGUUGGGAUGAGAGUCAAAAUAAGCAAGAUAUUCAAAGAAACAAUGUAGUUACUAUAACGACAAAUGAAAAAACAAGUCCAACUGAACAAAAAACAACGUACACAAAAUCAAUUGAAAUUGGGGAGCCUAGCAUAAGACUAGUUCCGGAUUUAGUUGAAGGAAUAAAGAAAAAUGAUGAAAAAGAAAUUAGAACUCUAUACAUGGAACCUGGUAAUGUUUCAAUGACGAUGCAACAAGAGCCUACUCAAAAGACGGUGACACUAAAUGUCAGUGAAGAUGAAUUUGGAAACAAAAUUAUUAAACAAAACGUUGAACAAUUUUCAACAAAAUACAUCACAACGAAAACCGAAGCACCGAUACAAAUAGAACAGGUAACAUUUGGAAUGAUGAAAGGUUCUGGAAAUAUUGACGAAAUGGAAUUGGAAGAAGGGAAUAUUAAGGCUAUUGACAAAAAAGUUUUAGAUGAAAUAAAGAGACAAAAUCCGAAUAUACAUUUUUCUUCCGAUGAACCAUCGUAUACGAGAACUGAAACUAUAAUUCUAAACACAACAGACAUGGACGAGAAACAUGCGAAAAUGUUAAUGGAAAAACUUCAAAAUGAUCCUAGUUUCAUGGCACAAAAAUCACCUGAAGAAUUGUCAAGAAUGGGAAUCAGAGUCAUACAAGAAUUAGGUGAUAACCAAACACGCAGUGAAGAUGGGCUCGAAGUGACUAAAACGAGAUAUUCUAUAAAUCCUUCUGCCAUUGAACUAGAACAACAAUGUAAAAUAGAAUCUAAUGAAGGCAAAAAUGAUCACAUCACAGAAAUUAAUGUUACAACGCCAAGGAAAGAGAAAAUAACACAAAGAACGGAGAUAGACAAAGUUUCGAAUAGACAGCGUGUUACUCCUACUUACCAAGAACCGUUGCUAACUUACGAACUUGAUAUUGAACUACUUAAUGACUUCAUUUCAAAUGAACGAUACCAUUCGGCGAAACAUCUAGCUGAGAAAAAACGAACGACAACGAAUACAACCGAGCCAAAGAAACGCCAUUCAGAUUUCGAUCUACCAAGGAACAGUCAUAUCAAAUUCCGCACAGCUACAUACGAAUCUCCAAAAGGCACCAUAGUAACAAGCACAGAUUUGGAAAACAGACGGCUAUCACAAUUAGAUCAGAUGCAAUUAAGAUCGACGACAGAUCAGGUUUCACAAAAACCGUCUGUAUCAGUUAAACCGAGCAAUAUACCGGUUAAGGCUGAGAAAAAGCCCCUAGCUGGGUCUGUAACGUCGAAAAUACCAGUAUUCUCAACGCAGAAAUCUUUGAGUCAAGAAAAUUUGACGGAAAAAAUAUUUUCGCUUCCGCGUUCACCGCCGUUAGGCUUAAGCAGUAGUUCUGGUAACAUAUCUGUUACUUCUAUAAAAAGCAGUUCUAGAAGUCCUAGCGGAGGUCAAUUGUAAUUUAUAUAGUUGGUUAUGAAAACCCAAAAAAUAUAUUUGUGCAAAAGGUCAAGUCGAAAAUACAUACGCGUACAGCCAUCCACAAUUUUUUACCAACAUUUACUUCGUUAAGAACUUUUUUAAAGAUCAUAUAGGAUUGGUAGAAAUGACAGGACAUUUCGCAAAAACAAUCAGGUGACGUUUGUACUAUCAAUAAAAACCGUUUGGUAACUUUUUGUACAUUAUAUUAAAUAUCUAAAUGUGUGCCAGAAUAACUUUAACGUGACUUUCAUAUUUUAAAUCGUUCGAUAUAUUCGAGAUGAAAUAAGGAUGGGUUGUGAGAAUAGGGUUAAAUUAGAUAUAAAAUUUGUCACAAUUCGAAACAUUCCGUCCUAGAAGUAUUAUUUUAUGUUAUUUUAAAAUGAAUGUCUUCCAAACACAAUUUAGCUGUGGAAAUCUUUUAAAAGCGUAAAUAUAUUCUAAGAAUAUACUGUAUACCUUUUUAUAAAAAAUAAGUUUAUUUAUAUUUUCGAGUAAAAUGGUAGUUUUCGAUAACAUUGUGCGAAAUAAAAAUUAUAAUAUUUUACGAUGAAUUGUAGUAUUAUAUUAGAUCUUCGAGUAUUUCCCCUAUAAGUGUACCACAAAUAAUUCAUUAAACGCACGUAUGCAUACUUUUAAAUAAUCAUGAAAAAGCAGUUUUCAUAAAGAAAAUCAAUCCACAAUAUAUUUUAAGAAUUACCAACCUACGAAUUUUCAACCUCAUUUUAAAGAAAUAUCUGUUUUCAAUUAAAUUUUAUAGGUUCCAAUCUGAACCCAAUUGAUGUACUUAAAUAUACUUUUAUUAUUAUAACUUUUAUUAUAUUAUGUUCGCUAAGUUGAAGAGUUUUAUAAAUAAUUACGAAAUGCGAUUAUUAACAUAAAAUAUAUCACAUACAAAUUGUAUUUUAUUAAUGUAUUAUAUUAUUUCAAAUACAGUAAAUAUUGUUGA
Molecule: messenger RNA, 5348 nt
Organism: Leptidea sinapis
Lineage: Eukaryota; Metazoa; Arthropoda; Insecta; Lepidoptera; Pieridae
Exons: 5
Coding region: 137-4381 (1414 amino acids)
Molecular function (GO): protein binding
Source: RefSeq, a predicted model, not a curated record